AAUGGACAUGCAGCGGGGAUGUGGUAGCAAAGAAAGCAGCAGAUUCAAACUUAAACAAUUUUGAGGAUGUUGUCCUCGGGGAGAUUCCUUCCCCGUUUGCCAUGGACUCGUAGUGCCUCCAUGGUGGCGCGGCAUUUUGCUAAGCGAAAGUCAUUGUACCCAUUUAUGGCAAAGCCAGCCACAGUCUUUGACUUCGGUCUUUCUCCGGACGACGAGCAGCGAGCUGCCGAAUUGCACAAGACAAUUCAGGUCUACGAUGGUCUGAUUGAGUGCACCUGGUAUCCAGGUAUUGUGGAGAAUAUCUUAGCAGGGGGACCGCAGGUUGGAGGCAGUCUUUCUCUUGGAAAUGCCGGUCUUGAGCGAUUUCUGGGUGAGAAGGAGCACAUGGAUGCGGUGCCUGAGAAGUUUUGGACCUACGAAACAUUGGUACGGGACCUGGCCUAUAUCCGGGCUGCGUGCCAUGAAAGCGCCGGCAAAGUGCAUUUCUGUACAUCGGCUGCUGAACUGGAGGCGGCCUACUCAGUUGGCGCUGUAGCCUUGAGCGCAGAUGUGCAGAAUUCAAAUUUCAUUGGUUCUGACUUUGAUCGCUUGGAAACAGUGUACUGGCUCGGGCUGCGCCGGAUUCAGUUGACUUACAACGAUGCAAAUUCGGCCGGCUUUGGCUGUAUGGAAGAAUCUGACGGCGGCUUGACUAAGUGGGGCGAGCGGUUGGUGGGUGCCAUGAACGACUUGGGCAUGAUUGUGGACACUGGGCACUGCAAACCGCAGACUGUCAUUGACGCGGCCAAAGCAUCCAGAAAACCCAUGACCUGUUCACACGCUGGCUUAGUGUCCAUUUGCCCUGGGAAUCCCCGCACACAGACAGAGGAAGCGAUCAAGGAAGUGGCUAAGACGGGAGGUGUUUUUGGCUUAGUUGCUGCUCCUAUGGCCGUAAACAACAGUGACUGUUGCACAGUCGAUGACCUCGUGAACAACAUUGAUGCAGCUGUAAAGGUGAUUGGUGAAGACCAUGUGGGCUUUGGUUCUGAUUUUCUCAUAGCCGCUUCCAUGGAGGAGGUUUUACGCGCGCCGGAAUGGGAUGCAGAGAGGGCUGGAGCAGUGAACACCAGUGGAUUGGUGUGGCCCUUCUCAGAUGGUCACGUUGGCUUCGAAAACAACAGUGGGUACAGAAAUUUGACGCGUGGACUUGUUGCAAAAGGCUACUCCGAUGAGUCCAUCCGCAAGAUCAUGGGAGGCAAUUUUCUGCGAGUUUUCAAAGACGUCGUGGGUUGAAUGAAGAUGUUAACCUUGGACCUUGCCCGGCAGCUUGCCUGGAACAUUUUUGUACAUGUCCUCAGGCUCGGACCGGAAAGUCGUUGAAUUGUGGAAGACCAGUGUCAUUUUUGAAAAGAGUGUAGAUGCGAGUGCAAAGCUCAUACGUACACAGAGAGUUCCCAUACAUACAUUUGUCUCAUUUCAACAUUUUGUGCUCUGUAGCCUGCAGCUUGCAACCUCAAGCCACCAACUCGGCAUCCUCCUGCAUUGCUUUGCCGGAGCAGGACUCAGGAGCUAUGGCACGC
This is a messenger RNA of Durusdinium trenchii, 1559 nucleotides long. The record is from the annotation of a GenBank genome assembly. NCBI's taxonomy places the organism in Eukaryota, Dinophyceae, Suessiales, Symbiodiniaceae.